UAUUUCUUGUUUUGUAAAUUGUAAAUAUACCGAAAGUAGGUUAAUUAGGUAAUAUAACAAAAGUGUAGCCAUGACGGAUGAACUGAAAUUAGAUCACCGUGCAAAAAAAAGAAUCAAAGAGGUUAAAAGAAAGGCAAGACCAGAACUCGGAGAUAAAGCAACUUGGACUCAACAUGGCUACAAUAAAAAAUUUGAGUCCUUUUGGAAUGUCGCAGACAACGUGGAUCGUAUAGAGGAAUCCAAAGUAUCUGCAGAGGAAUUUAUAGAAAAAUACGAGAAACCUUACAAACCUGUGAUAAUACAAGGUGUUCAAAAUAGCUGGAAAGCCCAGUACAAGUGGACUAUAGAGAGGUUAGUAAAGAAAUACAGGAAUCAAAAGUUUAAAUGCGGAGAAGAUAACGAAGGAUAUAGCGUUAAAAUGAAGAUGAAGUACUAUGUACGUUAUAUGCUUAAUAACGACGACGACUCGCCUUUGUACAUCUUCGAUAGUUCCUUUGGUGAACAUCCAAGACGAAAAAAGUUACUAGAAGAUUACGUUAUUCCUAAAUAUUUCCGCGAUGACCUUUUUCAAUUUGCCGGUGAGCAUCGAAGACCACCGUAUCGUUGGUUUGUUAUGGGACCCGCGAGGUCUGGUACAGGUAUACAUAUAGAUCCAUUAGGGACAAGUGCCUGGAAUGCGUUGAUUUCUGGACACAAGCGAUGGUGUCUAUUUCCUACUCAUACCCCUCGAGAACUUCUCAAGGUGUCUGCAUCCGAGGGUGGUAAACAAAGGGAUGAAGCCAUCACAUGGUUUUCCAUGAUUUAUCCUCGUACAAAGCUACCUACCUGGCCACAAGAUUGUUUGCCAAUAGAGAUCUUGCAAAAUCCUGGUGAAACUGUCUUUGUUCCUGGUGGUUGGUGGCAUGUUGUUUUAAAUCUCGAUGAAACUAUAGCAGUUACACAAAAUUUUUGUUCCCGCACAAAUUUUCCAGUUGUUUGGCAUAAGACGGUACGGGGAAGACCAAAAUUAUCGCGUAAAUGGUUAAAAGUUCUCAGGGAUAAAGAGCCAGAACUGGCAGCAUUAGCUGAAACUAUAGACGUAAAGGAAGAUACGGGCGUUGCUAGUGAUUCUUCCAGUGGUUCAUCGAGUAGUUCUUCGAGCAGUAGUAGUAGUAGUCAAUCGGAAGAUGAAAGCGCAGACGACAGUGGUCAAGAAUCAUUAACAGCGCACAAAAAGAAGAAGAGAAGAAAACUAAAUAACAGCCAACCCUGACAAUAUCAAGCAUUUGGGACCUACAGAGACCUCAGACUGUACAGUAUUAAUCAACAAUUAUUGUUUGUACUAAGAGUAAAUAUAAUUAUUACCACCUUCAUGUUCAUAAUA
Molecule: messenger RNA, 1363 nt
Organism: Hylaeus volcanicus
Lineage: Eukaryota; Metazoa; Arthropoda; Insecta; Hymenoptera; Colletidae
Gene: PSR
Product: bifunctional arginine demethylase and lysyl-hydroxylase PSR
Exons: 6
Coding region: 71-1252 (393 amino acids)
Biological process (GO): phagocytosis
Cellular component (GO): nucleus; cytoplasm
Molecular function (GO): histone H4R3 demethylase activity; P-TEFb complex binding
Source: RefSeq, a predicted model, not a curated record